CCUGUUUCUGGCGCCACACUCAUUGAAUAGCGUCCGCGGCCGCGUCGCAACGACCGAAGACAUCGAUUGGAAGCCGGCAGCCGUCGGCCGGAUCACUUCCUCGCGCCGGGGCAGCGAUCGCUUCGUGCGAGAGCACAUGCAACAUUAAGCUUCAGAGAGGCCGCAGAAUGACGCGCACGUGCCGCGGCGACCGCAGCGGAUCACGCCGUCGACGCGCACGAGAGAAGCCUAGCAUCUCGCCUCUACGCGCGGAGCAUCACGUUUCACCGAUUCGCGCAGGCACCCUCCCACCAUGGCGCCGCCGCUCCACGUCAAGGCCGUCGCCGGCCUCGUGAACGGCUUCGUGCUCAUCGCUGGUAUCAGAAAUGUGGCCGCGCCCGGCUAUCCGUUACCAAUUAUCCCGGAAGACUCGGCCUUCCAGGACCACUUCCACGACGGCUCGCGGAAGGUCGAGUUCCUCUUCCAGAUGUUAGGUGUGUGCUUCUGCGCCAUGGCUUUCAAUAAACUGGUCGCCGUCUUCACCACCCCCGAGUCGACGUUCUUAAGGCAGAAGCUCUUCUUCACGUAUGGAUUGUGCGACCUGGCCAUGGCCGUCGUCGUCUUCCAGUACAAGGGUCUACCCAUGAGCGUCACGGGCGGCUUCGCGGCGAUGCACGCCGUUGAAGGUGCCGCGUUUUUGCAUGAUGCUCUCAUGCGGAAGCGGGCCGUGAAGAAGGCGGCGGGCAAGAAGAAGUAGGUCAUCCCCGGCAUGGGCGCCGUUGUAAGCUCUCAACUAUUC
Messenger RNA from Pelagomonas calceolata, 778 nucleotides. The record is from the annotation of a GenBank genome assembly. NCBI's taxonomy places the organism in Eukaryota, Pelagophyceae, Pelagomonadales, Pelagomonadaceae.